UGAGGGCUGGGCCAGGAUGGACUGGAAGUGUGCCCCCAAGCAGCAUUUAUAAACAUGGCCCCACUUCUCUCCUCAGGAUUUUUGUUUACAUACGUCCAUACGUGCGUGUUGUGCUGUGCUGUGACGGUGUCACAACCUCGGAAGACAAACGACUUCCCCGCCAACGCUCGACUUUGGGCUUCUGCGCUUCAAGGGGGAGAACCUUUUGGAUUUGAGGGUCCUCUAAGCUAUUCCUGUUUAGAGCUGUCAAACCAGUUGCUGCCAUUUCACCCCCAAACAUGUACAGCUCCAGCUAUUCCCGGGCCAAGUUUGGCCUGCAGGCAAGGGAGCCUUUGCACAAGCCCAAAGGCAAGAGCUGUGGCUACUACAUGAGGAUCGUGUUCUUCUUCUCCUCACUCAUCCAGUCCCUCAUCAUCGUCAGCCUGGUGCUCUUCCUCAUCUACGGGCAGCCGGAGAAGUCAGCCGAGGAGAUGAGAGUCAAGGAGCUGGAGCUGGGCUUCAACAGACUAAGUGACAACAACAUCGAGCUGAGGAAGGAGAAGGGCGAGCUGAGAGCUCAACUCGGGGCGCGCACGUCGGAGAAAGAUGCUCUGGAGAAACAGCUGGAGCAGCUCAGGAGCGUUGCCAACGCCACAAAGCUUGACCUAAUGACUAAAUUAGCCAAUUAUGAGAGGCAGAUUGUGCAAACACGAAUGAUGACGCGAUGUCCCACUGCUCCCAUACAGCAGCCUAUUGUGGUUACUUCUAGCAAUGAGCUCAAAACCUUGCAGAGCCUCAAUGCGCAGCAGAGAGCCAUGAUUGAGCUCAUUGAGGCCAACUUCAGCCAGACGGUCCGCUACCUGAGUCAGGAGAGGGACAACGCCCUCAAGGAAAGAGACGUCCACCACCAGGACGUCAUCGCUCUCCGCAGAGAAAACAUCAUGCUGAAGGAGCAGCUCACCACCUACACCAGGAAAUGUAAAGAAGACUUUGCUCAUUCUCUGGAUGGGAUCCAAUCGGUGACCAGGGAUUUUCUGAACAAAAUCAACAACCUGUUCCCCCACCAGAUGACCUUUCACCUCACCUGUGAGAGCCAGCAGGAGCAAAUGGAGAAGAUAAGAAACAGCUGCACCAACCUGUCCAGAGACGUGGAGAACAAGUUUCAGUUGUAUUUGGACAACGUGGGCAACAAGGUGGCUCAGAUUCAAGGUAUGUCGAGUCGACUGGAGGUGCAAAACUCGCACUUGAGCGCUGACCUGCAGCGGUGUGAACACAACCGCAGCGACAUACUCGCCGAAGUCAGCAAGCAGCUGCAACUCAAGGAGAAGAACCAUGACGAAGAGAUGACGAAACGGCUGAUUGAGAGUAACCAGCUAAGAGAACAGAAACAAUUCUUGGCAGACAACUUAGCGCUGAGAGAAAACGAGCUGCAGACCCUGAGGGCAUUGCGCAAUUGCAAGGUACAAUACUCUCACUUGACAUGGUUUGUUGUACGCACACACACGUCUGGGGAAGGCAGUGUCCGCAGAUGGUCUCUGAUUAAAUGGCACAUGGUGCAGAGGUGAGACGGACGUGUGUGUACUCAGCAUUCGUGAGGAAUCAUAGCCCAGUAGCAGCAGCAGCAGCAGCAGCAGCAGCAGGAAGGAUGGGCGGCCAAGAUAACAACUCCUGAAAUCUGUCACCUUUCAAGCGCUGUAGUUGAACCCGUCAGUUUGCAUGUCUGUAUGUGAGCGUGUGUGUGUGUGUGUGUGUGCAAUCACAGUAAGCUGCACUCGUAUAUAAAUAGAAUUGAAAUGUUCUGCAGGUUGGUUUGCCACAACCUGCGGGUGGCCUGUCGGUCCAACAGCAGAACAGACAAACCGCUGCCAAGUGACCUGCUAUUAGAGCACCGAGUCUCA
Molecule: messenger RNA, 1877 nt
Organism: Phycodurus eques (leafy seadragon)
Lineage: Eukaryota; Metazoa; Chordata; Actinopteri; Syngnathiformes; Syngnathidae
Gene: plvapb
Product: plasmalemma vesicle associated protein b
Exons: 7
Coding region: 279-1544 (421 amino acids)
Biological process (GO): positive regulation of cellular extravasation; regulation of vascular permeability
Cellular component (GO): caveola
Source: RefSeq, a predicted model, not a curated record